UACAGAUUUCCCAAUACGCGCUGCCCACGAAAAAUGCAUUUCCUAAGAAACAAUAUCCCAAGCACACGCUUAGCCACUAUUUACUCUAAAGCAGCAAACCCAACCCUCAAUCAUUUCAAUUUUUAUAUGGAUCCUCUGGUCACCCCACCCCACUACCCCUCCAACCAAUCUCCAACCCGAAUUCCAACUCCCUCAACCUCCCGCAUCCACCUUCUCUACCACCAUGUCCACCACUGCCACUCCACCAAACGAAUCCCUCUCCGACGAACUCCUAACCAUAAACUCCAUCUACACCCCGACAACCCUCGUCCCCUCGUCCCCCUCCUCCUCCUCCUCAUCCCAAACCUACUCCCUCCGCCUCCCCUCCCUCCCCUCCAUCACCCUCCGCAUCCACUUCCCCCCAGCCUACCCGGACGCACCCCCCAGCAUCCUCGGCACCGAAACCGUCGGCGACGACCUCCCAAAGGGCGCCGGGACCCACGUCGUCGACAUCGUGCGACGCGUGCUAGCAGAAGUGUAUACGCCGGGUCUACCAUGCGUGUUCUCGCUCCUCGAGGAAGUGAGGGAAGCGCUGGAAAGGGCUGAGGAGGAGGGGACGCUGGUGUUGUACUCGCAGAGCGAGGAACAGCGAGGCUCUCAGUUGGAAAGCUCUACGCGCGAUGAUGAGGAGGAGGUCACGCAGAAUGAUGGGAUGGCGGACGCAUCACUACUGGGGCCGGAACCGCCUUGGGUGAUUGCUCCCCCGAUCACGGAGAAGAAGUCAGUCUUCAUUGCGCGCGCGGCCCGUGUCUCGUCGCCCUCGGAGGCUCGAGACUAUGUCAAGCAUCUGCUUGCUACGGAUAAGAAGGUCGCGAGGGCGACGCACAACAUCACGGCGUGGCGGAUCCGCGGCGCAAACGGAGCUACAUACCAAGACUGUGAUGACGAUGGGGAGACGGCGGCCGGUGGGAGAGUACUGCAUCUGAUGCAAUUGAUGGAUGUGUGGGACGUCAUGGUGGUCGUCACCAGAUGGUAUGGCGGCAUACUCUUGGGGCCCGAUCGAUUUCGCAUAAUAAACUCUGCCGCGAGAGAGGCGCUGGUCUUGGGUGGCUUUGCGAAAGAGGGCAAAGAGGCUGGCGCAGGGGAUGGGAGGAAGAAGACUAAGAAGUAACAGCGCAUGAGUAUAGAUGAUACAGUUGUUUACUAUGGAUCUGCCCUCAUGGCACAGCGGCUCAUUGCCUAGUCCUCCGCAAAGGAAUAACCGAUGUUCUUUAUACAUGGAUGGAAGAAGGGUCGGAAACCCAAAAUCAAACCAACUCCCGAGCCGACGCCACAAGCAUGGAUGGAACAACUUUCGUCCCAGAAGCGAAAUUCAAACCCAAAGCCACGUCGCUUCAUGAUCAAAGGAGCCACGGACGGGCACGAUAGCGAGCCUUGUCGGGGUCCUCUUGCGCGGAGUGAAUUUCGUUGGAAGGGAACAAGAUAGAUCGAACAGGAGGUUCCAGAGCUUUCAUUAUUGAGUGACGGAUUU
Westerdykella ornata is the source of this 1510-nucleotide messenger RNA. Its product is annotated as UPF0029-domain-containing protein. Gene Ontology annotation, cellular component: cytoplasm. Gene Ontology annotation, molecular function: protein binding. Gene Ontology annotation, biological process: regulation of translational initiation. The record is from RefSeq and is a predicted model, not a curated record. Lineage: Eukaryota; Fungi; Ascomycota; Dothideomycetes; Pleosporales; Sporormiaceae. The transcript has a single exon. The coding region runs from base 224 to 1150 and encodes 308 amino acids.